Molecule: messenger RNA, 728 nt
Organism: Sceloporus undulatus (fence lizard)
Lineage: Eukaryota; Metazoa; Chordata; Lepidosauria; Squamata; Phrynosomatidae
Product: twist-related protein 1-like
Exons: 1
Coding region: 46-705 (219 amino acids)
Biological process (GO): developmental process; regulation of transcription by RNA polymerase II
Molecular function (GO): RNA polymerase II transcription regulatory region sequence-specific DNA binding; DNA-binding transcription factor activity, RNA polymerase II-specific; protein dimerization activity
Source: RefSeq, a predicted model, not a curated record
CCUGCCUGUCCCUCCCCCAAAGGGCCACUCGGAGGGCCCCCCGAGAUGAUGCAGCCGGCGCCUCCGCCGCAGGACGAGUCGAGUUCGCCUCUCUCGCCGGCCGCCGAGGACAGCCUGAGCAACAGCGAGGAGGAGCCCGAUCGCCAGCAGCUCCAGCAGCUCCAGGGCAAGCGAGGCGGGCGCAAGCGGAGGUCCAGCCGCAGGAGCCUCGUCGGGGCCGCGGCGGCAGCAGCAGCGGCAGCGGCAGCAGGAAGCAGCGGGGGCAGCGCGGGUCCCGGCGCGGGGAUCGCCCCCUCGGAGGAGCCUUGCAGCCCGGCCCAAGGCAAGCGGGGCAAGAAGUGCGGAGGAGGAGGAGGCAGCGGGGGCGGGGGCAGCAGCAGCGGCGGGGGCAGCCCUCAGUCGUACGAGGAGCUCCAGACGCAGCGGGUGAUGGCCAACGUGCGCGAGCGGCAGCGGACCCAGUCGCUGAACGAGGCCUUCGCGGCGCUGCGCAAGAUCAUCCCGACGCUGCCCUCGGACAAGCUGAGCAAGAUCCAGACGCUGAAGCUGGCCGCCCGCUACAUCGACUUCCUCUACCAGGUGCUGCAGAGCGACGAGCUGGACUCCAAGAUGGCCAGCUGCUCCUACGUGGCCCACGAGCGCCUCAGCUACGCCUUCUCCGUCUGGCGCAUGGAGGGCGCCUGGUCCAUGUCCGCCUCCCACUGAGAAGGAGAAGGAGAAGGAGAAGA